Molecule: messenger RNA, 636 nt
Organism: Rotaria sordida
Lineage: Eukaryota; Metazoa; Rotifera; Eurotatoria; Philodinida; Philodinidae
Source: the annotation of a GenBank genome assembly
AUGGAUAAAUUCGAUGAUGAUGAUCUUGUUUCAUUAUUUAAAUGGUGUGCCUAUAAUGUAGUUACAUCAACUGGUUGUAAAAUAACACUUAAUGUCAAUGAUUGUUGGGAUAUUGGUGUAGCCAAAAAUGAUUAUAAUGAUGAUUUUCAACAAGCCAGCUUUGUUAAUGCAAUCUUAACAUCAGAAAAUGGUAAACAUAUUGAUUAUAUAACUGAACAUAUAUGUCCUAAACUUGUUGAACAUAUAAAAAAGAAAAGUAAAGCUGCUGCCGCUGCUGAAAAUCUUAAACCAAUGCAAGUUGAAAAUCAUUUGUUUAAACGUGUUAAUUGUUUAAUUAAAUAUCCGGAAUUUGAAUCACAAGCUAAACAAAACAAAUUAGCAACUGAAGGUAUUAUAAAAAAAAUCGGAAUUGUUCCAUUAUUCAUUAAUUGGCUUGAACAUCCACAAGAUGCUAAAUUACAAAAACAAAAUGGAAUGUUAUUCGAUGAUGAAAAUUUAAUCAACGUAUUAAAUGAGUUCAUCAAGGCUUCUCUUAAUGAUUUUGAAACAUGUCAAGAUGGUAACACUGGUAAAGAUGGUAACGCCGACAAAGGUGGUAACGCCGGUAAAGGUGCCAUAGGGGACAUUCUAACAUGA